GCAAAGGCGUGCGAGGCCGGGACCAGCUGGGAACAAUAACAGAGAAGCGGGAUCGGAUCGGAUCGCGGCCUGCGAGCGGGUUCUCCGGGAGAUGCCCCGGAGCGGAGCCUUGGCUGGCUUCUCCCUCCUCGGCGGCGGCAGCAGCGGCGUCGUCUCUUGAAUCGGAGGCGAUGGGGCGUGUUCCUGGCCGCCAGCCCCCGGCGCCCGGAAGGAACCCAAAGGAAGAAGGGGGCUCGGCAGAAAGACAGGGCGCUCGCCCGCUUUGCUGAAGGCGCGCGGGGCUUGGGGCGGACGGCGAUGUGACCGCAGGGUCGCGUCUUGGCGGGAAAGAGUCCCUCCGCUCCCCUCCCUCGGACCAUGUCUCUGGGAGUGGCCCACAGCGUGGCCGACCUGGAAGCCCUGCUGCGGGGCGCCGAGGCCAUCCACGUCGUGGACCAGCAGAUCGUCAUCAUUUCCACCCCGGACCCGCUGCCCGCGCCCCGCAGCGAGGCCGAGGCCGCCGCCGCCGCCGAGCUGCUCCUCUUCGCCACCCCGGAGGCCGCCGCCAACUCCGCCACCAACGCCGCCGCGGCCGCGCAGAGGCCUACUCCUUCUGCCGCUGCCCUGGAGCGCCCGCCGGUAAAACGGAAGCUGAAUUUGGAGACCGACCACCAGUACAUUGCAGAGAGCUUUCAGGGAAACCGAGGAAAAGCAAGAAAUGCUGUCAAAGGGGUGAAGUCUCCUGGAGAGAAAUCCCGUUAUGAAACCUCUUUGAAUCUGACCACCAAGCGUUUUCUGGAGCUGCUGAGCCAAUCUCCUGAUGGUGUUGUGGAUCUCAACUGGGCCGCAGAUGUACUGAAGGUGCAGAAGAGGCGGAUCUAUGACAUCACAAACGUUCUGGAGGGAAUCCAGCUGAUCACCAAGAAAUCCAAGAACCAUAUUCAGUGGUUGGGUAGCAGGUCUACAGUGGGAGGCCCCAGCAAUUGUCAAGGGUUGAUGAAGGAGCUCCAGGAUCUUCAGGCUGCAGAACAGCAGCUGGACACUCUCAUUCAGAUGUGUACGACUCAGUUCAAGCUUCUCACGGAGGACCUGGAGAACAAGCAUUCAGCUUAUGUGACUUGCCAAGACUUACGAAGCGUUGUAGAUCCAUCUGAGCAGUUGGUGAUGGUGAUCAAAGCCCCUCCGGAGACACAGAUGCAAGUCUCUGAUCCAGCAGAGGCUUUCCAAAUUGCUGUGAAAAGCACUCAGGGACCCAUUGAUGUGUUCCUGUGCCCGGAAGAAAGCUCUGAGGUAUGCAGUCCCACCAAGAGUCCACAGAAAGUGGCUGUUGGGCAACAUACUCCAGAACCUUCACAAGCAGCGCCUGUAGUUACCACUGCAGCCACAUCUGCGCUUCUGCACCCUUCCCAGGAAAUGAACUUGCCACUGCUGAGUGGAGACCAAGAGCCCUUGUUGUCUGGUGAAAAUACGCUGCCUCUGAAGUGCCCAGGAGACGACGUGAGCCUCUCGCCCCUGGCCUCCGUGGACACCUUGCUCCAGCAGGGCAAAGAUGACUUCUCAAGCUUCCUCCCUGCUGAAUUCAUCGCACUUUCGCCCCCACAGACCCAGGACUAUCACUUUGGGCUCGAGGAGGGGGAAGGCAUCAGCGAACUCUUUGACUGUGACUUUGGAGACUUCACCUCCUUGGAUUUCUGAACAUCUGCUGGUGGUUGGGGAUGGAAUGCCACUCAACUGAUCCCACUCCACCAAGGCAGGGAGCUGACCUCUGAAUGUAACCUCAAGGCCAGCUGUGGCCUCCAGGGCCAGCAUCCUGUGGGUUCCAGGGGAGGAAAGGGUAGGCUGGGACAGGGGCAGUAGUGGGCAGGGGUGGGAUUCAACUCUUGGAGAUGGCCACCCAAUGUGGGUCACCUCGCCAUGACUGAGGAAGGUGGCUGGAAAGCUGCUUGCUGCUCUGAACGUUGCAGGCCUCAUUCUGUGACUUUUUAGAUAGCAUCAGGCAGACAUUACCUCGAGCCUAUUGUCCCCAGCCCCCUAAGUGGUAGUGGCUAGGAGUCAGUGGGUAGAUUCGCCUUAAAUCUCUGGUGCCAUGUUUUGAUUCUGUAGGGAUAGUCCUAGCAGUGCUGUUGCCACACCAACAACUGACCCAUUUGGGCUGAACCAUUCUUUCCUCCUGAAUUCUCAAUUUAAAUCCCACUGAGUGAUGGGCCGGUUACUUUUUGUCAGAUGGUUUUCUCCUUCCUGUGAGCAGUUUCCCUUUAUGCCUUAGAAAAGAAGCUCUCUUUUGGAGAAGCAAAGCAAUUUUGCCACCCUUUCAGCAAAAUUUCCUUUGGGAUGUGAGGCAGCUCAAAACUGUCCUUUGAAGCAAGAUGGGGAGGCAGACCAUUUGUCAGAUAGCUAUGGGGGAAAGACACAAGAAUGGUACUUCUAAUAACAGUCAGCAAUAAUGCGACACCCCCUCGUCCUGCACACUUGGCCUUUUUGAUUGGUCGGUGAUGAAGCAUGACGAAAAGUUCAGGGAUAAACAGACGUUCUUUUGCAGGGAAGAUGUGAACCUGAGAUUUGUAACUGUAGUGAAAUAAUGGCCAUGGUGAGGAAAGGAAGCCAAGUAUGUGAAGCGGUAGUGUGGCACCAGGGGAACCUUUAAUUAAAAACAAGCUGCUGAGGCUAAUGAGAAGAACUGAGAAAUCAGACAUCCUAAAAAAAUGAAGUCUUCUUUUUUUCUUGUUUUUUUUAAAAAAAAUCUAAUUGCUGUUUCUGGAUAUUAGCGCCGAUCUCGUUCUUUAAAAGUCCUUGUGGUAAAGCUUUAAGGAGAGUCUUGUAUGAAAUAUUUAUUUAUUUUUGGGCUUUUGCUUUCCUGUUCCCACUUUUUGGAGUGGCUCUGAUCCUCCCUAAUCCUUGGUGGAAUAUGUACAUGACUGAAGGGUGGAUUGGAUUUUUAUUUUUUGUUAGAGACAUAUUUGGCUUGGAGGCCAGUGUACUCAGUUAUCCAUGUUUCUGAGCAAAAGGCCAACAAGGCAAAUGAGGCAACCCUUCGGGUAGGGAGCAAAGUUAGUUUGCUUUAGCAGGAGAGAGGCAGUGUGGCUAGAUAGUUCUUUUAGCAGCAAGGGACUCUCUCCCAGAAAAUACUGUCAGCCAAGAAGUGAUGCAAAUGCCUUGUGUUCAGAGUCUGUCUGACUUUUCCCCUGUGAAGCAAGGAAGAAGAUACGGAAUCCUGUCUCCAUGCUGUCACCUCCUAUACAAAGCUCUUUUUGGGAGGGGAGGAGGAAGGCGGAUGUCCAAAUGUCAAUUCACAUUAAUUUAUUUAUUUAUGUGGCUCCAUUCUGUACUUCUGGAAGGUAAGGAAAGUGUCCAAGGAAGAGUUGGCAUGAGCGUGGACCCUACAUGUCCAAGUAUGAGGAAAGAGGCCAUACUGUGUCCUGUUAGAAUAGCUAAUUUAGCAAUUGAGAAUGCAGAAAAAAAGAUUUGGGGGGGAGGAAAGAGUUAGCCUGUGUGUGCCGUAGAUGUUCUGUUAGGAUCAGGUGACAAAAGUCUGCUGAGUUUCCCAUCCAUGAGAUGGGAGUGUGGCUGGUCAAGAUUGCUAUAUUGAAAUGCUAUUUAUUGGUAGAAAGUGGACCUCAGGUUCAUCUGGUAGAGAAAUAUUUGGAAAUGUUGAAGGGUGGAGAUUGAGAAAAGUAGAAAAAGAGAGAGAACGAAACUAGGCUAGUGAAUGUGUGAGGAAGAAAUGGCUCGCUUUUUGACUUAUCUGUUCUGAUAAGUAGCUUUAGUUGUUGAAACGUAAAUGUUACCAGCUUGAUUAAGAGCUGUAACUAGCUAGAGCUUGAAAAUGUUUCAUUUUGACUAGAACUCCCUGAAUUCCCUAGCCAUAUGCAUAGAUACAAAAAAAUAAUGUUUCCAAGCUCUAUACCUAGCCUAUGACAAGGUAAUGAUUGGUGCUGUCCCUUAGGUGCCUUCCUGUUUCAAUAAGUACUAUGUAUUUUAGUUAACUGGAACUCACCAAAGCAUGCCCCCCCUUGACAGGGGCUUCUCUUGCUUUACAAAAUGGCAGCUGUAAUGGUGUGUGUGUGUUUUCUCUGUAUGUUUGUGUAUGUUAAAAGAGGAGCUUUGGCGCCCAAGAAGUUGGUGUCUGUAGAACGUAUAUACAGUACCAGUAGGUUCAUGGAUUACCUUUAUCCAUUUUACCUAGAUGUAUAAGGAAAAUAAAUCAUUUGGGUUUCUGAGAAUAAUGACUCUCCUUGCCACACCUUGUGGCAUCUGGUUUUGGGUUACUGUACUGGAAUUUUUCUUUCUUUUUUUCUGGAUGAGGGGAAACAUAGGAAUGGAGCCUUUUUCUAACUGGGUCUUUCUCUGGCUGUCAAAUACAGCAUUAGUUCUUGGUCAAACUCAAUCAGACAACAGAGAGUUAUGUAUAAAGGUAUAUAAUGUGUCUCCUACACAACUUUACCAACCUCUCCAGGUUUGAGAAUCCCUUAACAUAAAUCUGGAGCAAAUAAAAAUUAAGAACAAUCUUCCUUUUAGUCUAGGCUUUGUAGUAAUUGCACCAGGAGGGGUUGGCUGACUGACUCAAGUUUUCAGUCCACCAUCUUACAGACUUAGUAUUUUUAACUAAGGCUGUCUUGAAACAAUCAUUAAUGGCUAUAAGAAUAUAUAGUCCAGGAACCACUACUGUAGAUUGGGUGCCAUUACAUCUUUACCUUUGAUGGGCUUUCCUUUCCUUUUUCAUUUAGCAGAGAGUAAAGGAUCUUGGUCAUGCUCAUAAGAUCUACUUUCCUCUUAGCUCUUUGGUAUUUCUUGAUAUUCUUUCCUCUGUAAUGUGUUCUAGGGCUUUCCUUUUGGAAAACCGAUGGCCCUUCAGAUGUUCAGCUCCCAUCCCCAUUGUGCUUCACCAUAGACUAGUUUGGUUAGGGCUAAGGGGAAUUGAAGUCAAAUUUCAGAGGACCAUAAGUUCCCCAGCCCUGCUCUGGAUGCUCUCUAUUUCAAUGGUGAGCAGCAAACUAUUAUUUUCCCUGGCUUCUUAGAGCCACGAUGGUUGCUGACUUUCCUUGUAGUUUUAAUUUUCACAAAGUCAUCAAAAAGCUGCUUCAUUUUUCAGCCUUGCAGUUGAAGCCUGUCCGGUAAUUGUUUUUCAGGUGACUUGUUUCAUCUCUUUCUCUCACCUUGCCUCUGUAGAGAAGGUUACCUGUGGCAGAAUGAUCAAAGAUUGUUGACUUUUUUAAAAGGUGACUUUUAUUACAUGUGAGAUAUAGUCGCAUGUGUUUUGCCCAAACAGCAGUGAGCUGGAAGGUUCUUGCUGCCAGCAUAAGGGAUCAGCCCCAUGAGUAAUAACAUCCAAUUUUUUAUUCUGAGAGGAGUAAAAUCUCAGAACACAAAACCCUCACUUGAGCUAAAAGUGUUGUCAAGCAGUACAUUAGAAGGAGGUGAUGAGAUGAGCCUCAACUUUUGGUCUUGCAUGGUAGAAGAGUCUAAAACUCAGAUAUGUGUGUACGUGUAACCUUACUUUUCUCCUGCUGGAACAGCGGUCUGCAAGAGAAAAGGAACUUCCAAGCAGUUACUUGCAGGAUGGGUGAUCCAGCCACUUACUGUACUAGAUAAAAUAGGACAGUGGUUCUCAAUCUGUGAGUCCUCAGAUGUUUUGGCAUUUGACUCCCAGAAAUCUUAACCAAUUUCCAGCUGUUAGGAUUUCUGGGAGUUGAAUGCCAACACAUCUGGGGACCCACAGGUUGAGAACCACUGAAAUGGGGGAUGAGACGGAGAUAUGCCCAUUAUGGAUCAGGGAACUUUCAAGAGAAUAAUUCCAGGUAAGAUGUUCCAAGUGUCUUGAACUGAGGCAUGGAAACCCAGAGACAGCUGCAGAACGUUCUACUGGUAUCAACCCAAGAACCAGGGGUGGGUUUAUUGGUUUUCCCACUCGAAUUGAAGCACUUAAUGUGGCCCACAGUACUAAUAAUAAUAAUGCUGAAAAGCCUUGAAAGCAAUGAAGUAAAACUCAGUUUGUGUGUAUUACGCCUCCUUCUGGCAGGCCUCUAGUACUACUGCCAGUGAGAAGCAUAGGCCAAUCCACGUGGAGGUUGGCUUUUUGUCCCAUGAUUUUAUUAAAAUUGAAAGCACAGUAGAAUGGAAAUCAUGCCUUCAGCCCUAGCAAGAGAAGUAACAGGUUGUAAAAGAAAAGCAUUUGGGGAAAGCAAUGGUAAUUCUCUUGGGUUGGGUAAAGGAUGCUGGGAUACUGUGAUGGUUCUGAAAGGAUUGCACCUUUUUUUGGCAAGUGCCCAGGCAGGAGAUCUGGGAACUUCAGUGGCCAAGCAGCGUAAAUGCAUUGCAGAAACGACAGCAAAUUCCAGUGCCUCGUACUGAGGGGAAUGCACUUCUGUGUGUGCCUUUUUUAUAAUAACAAGCCUUGUUCAUGAUUUGUGCUUUUAGUUUUAAUAAAUAUUUCUACUUCAUUUCA
Anolis sagrei ordinatus is the source of this 6421-nucleotide messenger RNA. It is a transcript of the gene E2F1, whose product is annotated as E2F transcription factor 1. Gene Ontology annotation, molecular function: RNA polymerase II cis-regulatory region sequence-specific DNA binding; protein dimerization activity; DNA-binding transcription factor activity, RNA polymerase II-specific. The record is from RefSeq and is a predicted model, not a curated record. Gene Ontology annotation, cellular component: Rb-E2F complex. Lineage: Eukaryota; Metazoa; Chordata; Lepidosauria; Squamata; Anolidae. Gene Ontology annotation, biological process: G1/S transition of mitotic cell cycle; regulation of transcription by RNA polymerase II.